Messenger RNA from Acanthoscelides obtectus, 1779 nucleotides. NCBI's taxonomy places the organism in Eukaryota, Metazoa, Arthropoda, Insecta, Coleoptera, Chrysomelidae. The record is from the annotation of a GenBank genome assembly.
UCUUGAUGCCACGGCGAUGGUAGCGUGGGCCAAAUUAUUUGGAAAUCCUCUCAAGCAAGAUAUUCACUUUGCCAAGCAAAUGUUUCAAGAGCUAGCUGAUGUAGGGAAUCCAGAGGGUCAUAUGGGACUAGGAUUUUUGUACGCCACUGGUCUAGCCGUGAAUGUUAGCCAACCAAAAGCUCUUAUACACUACACCUUCGGAGCAAUUGGUGGUAAUACCUGGGCACAGAUGGCUUUGGGGUACCGAUAUUGGUCUGGAAACACUGUUGCCACUAGUUGCGAAAAGGCCUUGGAUUUCUACAGAUUAGUUGCUGAUAAGGUGAGUCAAGGUGUGACGUUCGGUGGAGGUGCAGCUAUCCAAAGAAUACGUCUUCUGGAUGAAGUUGAAAAUGGAUAUACAUCGGGGAUUUUAGACAACGACCUCAUUGAAUAUUAUCAAUUAUUGGCCGAGAAGGGUGAUGUCCAAGCGCAAGUGGGCUUAGGCCAGUUGCAUUACCAGGGCGGUAGAGGGGUAGAUCUAGAUUACCAAAAAGCUCUACAUUAUUUUACUCAGGCUGCUAAUGCUGGAAACGCAAUGGCUAUGGCGUAUUUGGGGAAGAUAUACCUCGAUGGAAGUGAUGAAAUUCCAGCAAGUAACGACACUGCUUUCAAGUAUUUUAAAAAAGCUUCUGAUCUGAACAACCCUGUCGGCCUAAGUGGCUUAGGUUUAAUGUACUUAUAUGGAAAAGGUGUGGAGAAAGAUUAUACCAAAGCACAUCACUAUUUUCUUCUUUCUGCUGAGCAGGGAUGGGUAGAUGGACAACUGCAACUUGGAAACAUGUAUUUCAAUGGUUUAGGCGUGAAGAAAGACUACAAAAUGGCGAACAAGUACUUUUCCCUGGCGUCACAGUCAGGGCAUGUACUGGCGUAUUACAACUUGGCCCAAAUGCAUGCUCAAGGGACUGGGAUGCUCAGAUCGUGUCCAACGGCUGUAGAGUUGUUCAAAAAUGUCGCGGAAAGAGGUAGAUGGGGCGAACUAUUGAUGCAGGCCCAUUCAGACUUCAGAAGUCGUCGUUAUGACGAAUCUUUCGUAGAGUACGCUCUUUUAGCUGAACUUGGAUACGAAGUGGCGCAGAGCAAUGCCGCAUUUCUGCUGGACAGAGGAGAGGUACCAAUGUUCACCAAGGAAGACGCGCUGGCUAGAGCACUGCUCUACUGGGGAAGAGCAGCGGUCCAAGGUUAUUCAGCUGCACAGGUAAAACUGGGCGACUACUAUUACUACGGCCUAGGCACGCCAGUGGACUACGAAGUGGCGGCCGCCCAUUAUCAGCUGGCCUCCGAGCAACAACAUAACGCUCAAGCGAUGUUCAAUCUAGGCUACAUGCACGAGCGCGGUCUUGGCAUGCAGAGGGACGCUCAUUUGGCGAAACGAUUGUACGAUAGGGCCGCAGAGACCAGCAUCGACGCUAGGGUGCCGGUGGCGUUAGCGUUGCUCAAGCUGCAGCUGGUCGUUGGACUCGAGAGCUUGCAGGAGUAUCUUUUGCAGACGCCAUUGUACAAUGCGGUGGACUUGAACAGUACUGUGGGCUCCAAUUGGGACUUAUAUUUGAUAACAGCUCUGGCCGCCGUCCUUGGUGGAAUCGUGUAUUUCAGAAGACCUCAACUGCCACAGUGAACUGGGACUCGUGAUAUUCCCUUAUUUAUUUUCGUGAUGUAAAUAUAUGGAUAGACUUAAUUUAAUUGAUAAACACUAGGUUUUCCUUGUUAUUUUUUAAUCAAUAAAAAUAUGUCUCAUUGGAG